CCCAGAGCGAUCGCGGGGCAGCUCGGCAGCUCCGCGAUCGCUCUCGGACAGCGGCGCUGGAGGGUGCUGGAGCAGGGAGGGACGCUCAGAGAGCGCUGCGGGACACCCCGAGCUGCCACCACGUCCCCUCCGUUGUCGCCAGACCUGUACCGAAAGGUGUUGGUGUUCGGGAAGGAUCCCAGCGACGCCUUCGUGGUGCUGCGGGCGCGGCUGGAGCAGCCCCUGCACAACUUCACCGUGUGCCUGCGCUCCUACACCGACCUCAGCCGCCCCCACAGCCUCUUCUCGUACGCCACCAAAGCCCAGGACAACGAGAUCCUGCUCUUCAAGCCCAAACCCGAGGAAUACCGCUUUUACGUGGGGGGCAAGUUCGUCACCUUCCGUGUCCCCGAGAGCCGCAGGGACUGGGAGCACGUCUGCGCCAGCUGGGAAUCCGCCACCGGCAUCGCCGAAUUUUGGCUCAACGGGAAACCCUGGCCGAGGAAGGGGCUGCAGAGGGGCUACGCGGUGGGGGCCACGGCCUCCAUCCUGCUGGGGCAGGAGCAGGACAGUUUCGGGGGCGGCUUUGACCUCUACAACUCCUUCUCGGGGGAGCUGAGCGAUGUCUACCUGUGGGACACGGGGCUGUCCCCGGAGAAGAUGCGCGCAGCUUUCCUGUCCCUGCGCCUGCCGCCCGCCCUGCUGGCCUGGAAGAGCCUCAGCUACGAGGUGAAGGGAGAUGUGGUGGUGAAACCCCGGCUGCGGGAGGCGCUGGGGGCCUGAGGGCGGCGGGCUGUGGGGCAGGAGCGGCUUCGGUCGCACUGUCCCCCUCCUCACCCCCAUCUCCGCAU
Ficedula albicollis (Collared flycatcher) is the source of this 830-nucleotide messenger RNA. Its product is annotated as serum amyloid P-component-like. Gene Ontology annotation, biological process: innate immune response. The annotation marks the transcript as partial. Lineage: Eukaryota; Metazoa; Chordata; Aves; Passeriformes; Muscicapidae. The transcript has a single exon. The record is from RefSeq and is a predicted model, not a curated record. Gene Ontology annotation, molecular function: complement component C1q complex binding.